AUGAAACUUGCUGUUCUUCCUUUGGUAAUAUUUUCACUUAUUCAAUCUUCUCCAGUUUCUCAACAACAUCAACUAAUUUAUGUACAAGCUGUAAGUUUAGAAGAGAAUUAUCCUUUCAAAUUCAUGUAUUUUUUUAGGUUUGGAGACACGGAGAUCGUACACCUCAAAAUGGAUUUAAAACCGACACAAUAACAGAAUCUGAUUGGAUAAAAGAAACUGGAAAUGGAUUCGGACAAUUAACUUCACUUGGAAUAAAACAACAAGUUAAUCUUGGAAAAGCAAUUCGUCGAAGAUAUAUUGAAAAAGAGUUCCAAUUUCUUCCCGAAGAUUAUGAUGCAAGUGUAAUGCAUAUUCGAACAACGGAUACUAAUAGAACAUUCAAAUCAGCUGAAGCAAAUAUGCUUGGAAUGUAUCCAGAUGGACAUAAUUUUAGUUUUUAUCGAACAAUUGGAUAUAAAAAAGAUUGUGCUGGAGCUGUAUUUUGUAAAUGUCCACGAGUUGACAAAUUAUAUCAAUUAUCGAAUAAUUUGGAAGAAAACAAAAUAUUUGCAAAGGAAUCUGAAGUUGUUGAAAUAUUAAAUAAAUUAACAGAAUAUUAUGGAGAAACUAUUACAUUGGAUAAUAUUUGGAGAGUAUUUGAUAAUUUGAAUUGUCAAAGAAUUCAUUUUCCUGAAAGACUCAAAGAAAAAACAUGGUAUAAUGAGGAAUUAUAUCAAAAAUUAUUGAAUAUUUCAUAUGAAUCAAAUGAAAGGUUUUUUGGACUUUAUGAAACUGCAAACUCUACUAUAUUAAAUGGUAUCGAUAUUUCUUCGGAAACUAAAAAACUUCGAGUUUCGGCACUGGUUGAAGAAAUUUCGAAAAGACUACGGAACAAAUUAGAGAAUUCAGAUGACAUUAUUAAAUAUCAUGCAUAUUCAGCGGUAAGUCACAAUUAAAUUAUAAAUGCAAAUCAAUUCAAUUUUCAAUAUUUUCAGCAUGAUGCAACAGUUUUUGCGGUUUUAUCAGCUUUAGAACUUCACGAUCACGCUGCAAAUUCUCCCGGAGAAUGGCCAAAUUAUGCAGCUGCUGUUUUCAUCGAAUUAUAUCAAAAUCAACGAAACGAACCAUUUUUCAAAUUAGUAUAUCGAAAAGAUGAAAAUUCAAAUUUCGAGGAUUUGACUAGAAACAUUCCUCAAUGUGUAGAUCAAGAAUAUUGCCCAUUUAAAAUUUUUGAAGAAAUCACAAAAACGUACAAAAUUGAAAAACCGAUUCUGGAAUAUUGUCAACAGUUGCCAUAA
Caenorhabditis angaria is the source of this 1277-nucleotide messenger RNA. The record is from the annotation of a GenBank genome assembly. Lineage: Eukaryota; Metazoa; Nematoda; Chromadorea; Rhabditida; Rhabditidae.